Molecule: messenger RNA, 1011 nt
Organism: Gymnogyps californianus (California condor)
Lineage: Eukaryota; Metazoa; Chordata; Aves; Accipitriformes; Cathartidae
Gene: PHF13
Product: PHD finger protein 13
Exons: 4
Coding region: 35-955 (306 amino acids)
Biological process (GO): mitotic chromosome condensation
Molecular function (GO): chromatin binding
Source: RefSeq, a predicted model, not a curated record
GCCCCGGCCCCGCCUCCGCCUCCCGCGCCGGGACAUGGACUCCGACUCCUGCGCCUCCCCGUUCGCCCCGGAGGACUUCUCCCCCGCCUCCCGGCGGCACCGGACCGUGGAAGACUUCAACAAGUUCUGCACCUUCGUCCUGGCCUACGCCGGCUACAUCCCCUACCCGCAGGAGGAAACGCCGCUGAGGAACAGCCCCAGCCCUCCCAACAGCACCGGAGGCACGAUUGACAGCGAUAGCUGGGAUCCCCGGUUCAAUGACAUCCCCUCUUCCGUUUCCCUGCCCGCCAAGAACAGAAAGAACUUCAGUCAGCUGAAGCGAGCGAAACCGUACGGUUCCCUGUUCCAGCGGGCAAAACCCGGCAACUUCCUGCCGGAGCGGAAGCAAAUCGAUAAGAUCCGGAAGAAGAAAAAGCUGAAGAGGAGGGAAACGGAGGUGUCUGCGGAGGAGGACUACGAGGAGAAGCUGCUGGAGCUGGAGGCGGAGGACUCUUACGUAGAGACGCCGAUGAGCCCCUCGUCUGAGGGCGACCCCCAGUCUGCGACCGAGCACUGCUCGGUGUGGGACUCUGACACACCUUCCAGCGUCUCCUACCCUGCCGUGACGGCCGAGCAGACGGUGGAGAUCCAGAGCGUGGGCAAACGAACGGUCAUUCGGCAGGGCAAGCAGGUGGUCUUUCGGGAUGAGGACGGCACCGGCGACGACGAGGACAUCAUGGUGGAUUCGGACGACGACUCGUGGGACCUAGUCACUUGCUUCUGCAUGAAGCCUUUCGCCGGGCGGCCGAUGAUCGAGUGUAACGAGUGCCACACCUGGAUCCACCUCUCCUGCGCCAAAAUCCGCAAGUCGAACGUCCCGGAGGUCUACAUAUGCCAGAAGUGCCGGGACUCCAAGUUUGACAUUCGCCGUUCGAACCGCUCCCGGACGGGCUCGCGCAGGCGCUUUCUGGACUAGGGGAGGGAGGCGCGUGCUGGUGCGCUGCUCGGGCGGGCCGGCGAGCCGCGGGCGCC